Acanthamoeba castellanii str. Neff is the source of this 1392-nucleotide messenger RNA. RefSeq names its product Glutamine synthetase. The record is from RefSeq and is a predicted model, not a curated record. The coding region runs from base 1 to 1392 and encodes 463 amino acids. The transcript is spliced from 5 exons. NCBI's taxonomy places the organism in Eukaryota, Discosea, Longamoebia, Acanthamoebidae. Gene Ontology annotation, molecular function: glutamine synthetase activity.
AUGUCGUUUUCGCACAGUGUAGCGCAGCGAUUCAACAACAAGAAGCGCCUGGUGAAGGUAUCGUGGGAGAAGACCAGAGAUGAGGACGAAGUGCUGUCGAGUAGACCGCAGGCGCAGGCCAAGCUGCUGGAGCUGUUCGGCAGAGCCGUGCUGAGCGAUAAGCUGCUGCGCGAGAUGCUGCCCGAGUACACCUACAAGAAGCUCAUCGCUGUGCGCGAGGCCGAGCGCGAGAUGGACUCCGACGUGGCCGAGCAGGUGGCCGCUGCCAUGAAGGAGUGGGCCACCAGGCAGGGCGCCACCCACUACACGCACUGGUUCCAGCCCAUGAACGGCUACACCGCCGAGAAGCACGACUCCUUCAUCUCCCUCAACAAGAACGGUGGCAUCGAUCUCAAGUUCGGCGGCUUCAACUUGGUGAAGGGAGAGCCCGACGCGUCGUCGUUCCCCAGCGGUGGCAUUCGCUCUACGUUCGAGGCCCGCGGCUACACGGCGUGGGACAUGAACACGCCGGCCUUCCUGCGCAAGGGCAUCAGCAAGGGCCAGUCGGAGUACACCACCCUCUGCAUCCCCACCGCCUUCUCCUCCUACACCGGAGACGCGCUCGACAGCAAGACCCCACUCAUCCGCUCCGAGGAAGUGCUUUCCAAGGCCGCCGUUCGCUUGCUCCACAUUCUCGGUGAGACCGACGUGAAGCGUGUGUACUCGACCCUCGGAGCCGAGCAGGAGUUCUUCCUGAUCGACAGGGGAUUCUACCUUCUCCGUCCCGAUCUUAUCGCCACGGGCCGUACCCUGAUCGGUGCGAGGCCGCCCAAGGGCCAGGAGCUGGAGGAGCACUACUUCGGCAAGAUGCCGCGCAGGGUGCAGGCCUGUCUUGAGGAGGUCGACCAGGAGCUGUGGGAGCUGGGCGUGCCCUCGAUGACCAGGCACAACGAAGUGGCCCCUUCGCAGUAUGAGAUGGCCCCCAUCUUCGAGAAGUCGACCCUCGCGUGCGACCACAACAUGCUUACCAUGGAAAUUAUGAGGGACGUCGCCAAGAAGCACGGCCUCGUGUGUCUGCUCCACGAGAAGCCGUUCUCCUACAUCAACGGAUCGGGCAAGCACAACAACUGGUCCAUGUCGACCAACACCGGCAAGAACCUGCUCAACCCGGGCGUCACGCCCGAGCAAAACCUGACCUUCCUCACCUUCCUCACGGCCGUUCUGCGCGCCGUCCACCUGCACGGCGACUUGCUUCGCGCCGUCGUCACCGUCCCCGGCAAUGACUACCGUCUGGGCGCCAACGAGGCUCCUCCCGCCAUCAUUUCCGUCUUCUUGGGCAGCCAUCUUAACGCCGUACGUGCACUGUGGUGUUGUGUGUGUGUGUGUGUGUGCUCUAUUUGCGACCGUUGCUAA